AUGGUUGGAGAGGAAGAUAUUUUGUUUGAUGAUCCAACUGGUGUUGUACAGAUGGUCACAGAUGCUUUUCGUGAAAAUCAGACCAUUGUCGAAGAACCAAACUCAGAAGCGAGAAAGUUUUUUGAUAUGCUAGAUGCAGCGAAAAACCCGAUUUAUGAUGCUUGUGGAAAGGGUCAUUCUCGUUUAUCCGCAGCAACUAGGAUGGUGAACAUAAAAACAGAAUAUAACUUGUCUGAGGAUUGUGUUGAUGCAAUAGCUGAUUUCAUGAAGGAGUAUUUGCCACAGCCUAAUUGUUCACCCGGUUCUUACUACGAAAUACAGAAAAUGGUGUCAGCACUUGGGCUACCAUUCCAAAUGAUAGAUGUGUGUAUUGAUAACUGCAUGAUAUUUUGGAGAGAAGAUGCAAAUCUGGAUGCAUGUAAAUUUUGCCGGAAGCCACGAUUUCAGGUUACUAGUGGGAGAAGUAGACAUGCGUACAAAUGUAUGUGGUAUUUGCCAAUAACAGACAGGUUGAAGAGGCUAUACCAUUCUGAGCGAACCGCAGGUCCUAUGAGGUGGCAUGCGGAGCAUUCCUUUGACGGCAAAAUCUCUCAUCCUUCUGAUGCCAAAGCAUGGAGACAUUUUCAAUCAUUAUAUCCUACAUUUGCAAGUGACCAUAGGAACGUAUACUUGGGAUUGUGUACAUAUGGAUUCAAUCCUUUUGGUAAGGCUGGACGCCAGUACUCACUUUGGCCAGUAAUCAUCACACCCUACAACCUUCCCCCAGCUCUAUGCAUGAAACGAGAGUUUUUGUUCUUAACAGUUCUUGUUCCUGGACCAGAACAUCCUAAGCGAUCACUUGAUGUGUUUUUACAGCCAUUGAUUCAUGAGUUACAAGCUUUGUGGUACCAGGGUGUAGAAGCUUAUGAUGUUUCUCUAAAGAACAAUUUUCUAAUGCGUGCUGUUUUGAUGUGGACGAUUAGUGAUUUUCCAGCGUAUGGAAUGUUAUCCGGGUGGACCACCCAUGGAAGGCUUUCAUGUCCGUAUUGUCAAGAUAACACCGAUGCAAUUCAGCUUAAACAUGGAAGAAAAUCUUUUUGGUUUGAUUGUCACCGACGGUUCUUGCCAAUGAAUCAUGAAUAUCGAGAAAAGACAACGAUGUUUACAAGAAACAAAGUUGUACAUGAAACACCACCUCCAGAGAUAUCAGGAGAAAAUAUACUUAAGCAGUUGAGAGAUUUUGCUGCAGAUAAAACUGUGGAAGUAGGCGGCAAUGGACAUGAGCGUACUGAUGGGUAUGGUAUAAACCAUAACUGGCAUAAAAAGAGUAUUUUUUGGGAACUACCGUAUUGGAAAGAUCACCUGCUUAGGCAUAAUCUGGAUGUCAUGCAUAUAGAGAAGAAUUUCUUUGAUAAUAUCAUGAAUACAAUACUGAAUGUGCAAGGAAAGACCAAGGACAAUUUGAAAUCAAGAUUAGAUCUCCCUGUUAUAUGUGCACGUGAUGAGCAAUGGGAAAGGCCCAACUCCUAUCUUCAGAUUAAAUGCAAAUGCGAAGGAUGUAUUCUUCCAAUGGAUAACCCAUAG
Messenger RNA from Microthlaspi erraticum, 1563 nucleotides. The record is from the annotation of a GenBank genome assembly. Lineage: Eukaryota; Viridiplantae; Streptophyta; Magnoliopsida; Brassicales; Brassicaceae.